Molecule: messenger RNA, 1898 nt
Organism: Caenorhabditis angaria
Lineage: Eukaryota; Metazoa; Nematoda; Chromadorea; Rhabditida; Rhabditidae
Source: the annotation of a GenBank genome assembly
AUGGAAGUACACAGCAAAAUGAAAGGUUGGAAUGAUUUGCCAUUUGAAAUGAAGUGCGAAGUCUUCAAAUAUUUGGAGCAAAAGGAUAGGUAAAUAGAAAAUAGCUGGAAAUAUUAUAAAAUGAUUAUUUUUAGAUUCAAAUUCGCCAAAUGCUCUUUGCGUUGUUUGAACGAAGUUCUUCAUGAGGAGAAAGAUAUUCGGAAAGUAGAACUCGCGAGAAUCAAAAGCGCUGGUGAAAAACUUUUCAUUUUGACAAUUGAUGGAAAUAUGAAACUGAACUUCAAGCAAGUCGGAAAGUUAUGCAAAAUUCAAUGCGAAGAUGAGAUUAUUUGGAAAGGUGUUGAAAAUGGAAAAACUAUGGUUUACGAGUUUUUCGAGAACAUUUUGGCGAAACAUAAAAAUCAUCUGUAUAGAUUGUAUUUGUCAAAAGUGAGUGAAUUUCACGGUUUUUUCAGCGAUAUUUUUUUCUUUUUGAGGUCGAUUUUAUGAUCCGCGAUAAAUCAAUCGAUAAUUUUCCGAAACUCAAAUUCUUCAAAAUCACUACCAAUAACGAAAAACAAUUAUAUUCAUUUCUUUCGAAAAUCGAGAAUGUGUAUGAUUUGACUGUGAACUUCAGAGAUUUCGGAAACACGGAAAACUCGGAUAAAAUAAGAUUUCCGGAGAAUUUUAAAUUUUCACAAAUUGAUGUUUUAAAAUUGGUUUCGAACAAUGCAAAUGUUGCAUUGAAUAUUAUUGAUAAAAUUGACAUGCAAGAAAACAAAUGUUUCGGAUUUGCCAGUGUUUCGAUAAUUGAUGGAAAACUUGCUGAAGUAGAUGACAAAUUGAUGAAAUUUUUCAAAAAGUGUGGAACUUUGAAGACUAAUUUGGUUUUGACAAAUGAUCAGUUUAUGGAAUUGACGAAUUCUGUUCAUGAGUUGAGUUGUGAUGCUGCCAAUAUAAAUCCACACAUAAUUGUUAGUGUUCUUGAAAAAAGAACGAUGCAUUUUAUCGAAUUAGACAAUGUUCAUAGCGGAAUUCUGGAGUAUAAGAAGCGCUUGGAAUUGGUUCCGAAAAAAGAGAUUUGGGGUGAAAUUGUGCCAAAUGAAUAGUAAGUUUUACUUUUUAUCAAAAUUCUCCUAACAAGGGAACCUUUUUUACUCAACACUUCAAAUCAUGAUGAAAUUUUGUCCAGAGACAGCUUUUGGGACCAUACGAACACCCUAAAAAUUUUAGUCUCCCAAUGGACCUCUGAGCCAAGUUCUGGGCUCUCAAAAACUCAAAAAAACGCCUAAAAAAGGUCAUAAAAGUCAUCAUAGCUCCAUUUCAAAAUUUUUUUUGGGAGAAAUGAAGUUUCAGAUAUUGAUCAGCAUAGUCGAUUACCUAAAAGUCAAUCAAUAAAAAACUUUAUUUCGAAAAAUUUUGAAGUUUUUUAUUUUUGGGCUGAAAAUUCAUGAAAAUUCAUAUGUGCCCCUGCUCAUUCUUUUUUCCAAAAUCAAAAAUUUUUCUGAAAAUUUGAUUUAUUCAUGGUUUUUGGGUAAAUCGACCACGCUGAUCAUCAUCUGCUACUCAGUUUUUGACAAAAAUGAUCGAAAAUUGAGUUAUGACGUGUUUUAUGAGCCAAUUUUAGCAAUUUUCGAACUUUUGAGAGCCCAGAACUUGGCUCAGAGGUCCAUUGGGAGACUAAAAUUUUUAGGGUGUUCUUAUGACCCCAAAAGCUGUCUCUGGACAAAAUUUCAUCAAGGUUUGAAGUGUUGAGUAAAAAAGGUUUCCUUGUAAAAUGUUUAUUUUGAUUUUUCAGCAUCUUCGACUGGCCUUCCAUUUAUGGCACAUAUGAUAGUUAUACUGGAAGAUUGAGUAUCAAACAUAUGAUGUUUGACGAGUCAAAUAUGUGGCCUGGCUUGUCAAGUUUGCUUCUUUAA